CACACACGCAGACACACACACCGGCCGCAACAUGACGUGCGAGCGGACGGACUGACAGUGACAGACCGGGACAGCGCCGCUCCGCACGGAUUAUUCUCCCCGCGCCGGGGCGACGCAGCGGAACGGCGACCCAGUGGGGCGGGGGCGGAGCCGCGCCGCGCUGCCAGGAGGGACCCUGCCCCCGCCGGCAAGCGGCGAGCGCUGCGGGCUCUGGAGGAGCCCGGCCAGUUUAUUUUACUGGCUGUGAAGAACCACGGACCCUUUUUGCCCUGAUGGGGGACUCGGGAUCCAGACGAUCGACUCUUGUAUCUCGCUUGCCAAUAUUCAGGAGAAGUGUUAGCCGGAGACACGACUCCUUUCCUUCCUCACCUUCUUCUGCCAAUGCCAUUGGUGUCCACACCUCCUCCCCAUCCAGCACCAACUCCAGCUCAGGGAGCACAGGAAAGCGCCGGAGUAUUUUCCGCACUCCUUCCAUUAGCUUCCAUAACAAGAAAGGGAGUGAGCAGAAGCCUGACUCAGCGAGUCAAAAUGUUAACAUCUCAAAUGGUGGCCAGUCCUCUCUUAGCACUUUCCAAAAACCCAGCUUAGACGAGCACAUAAAAAGCAGAGGAAGGCAUUCUGUUGGCUUUGGCAGCUCACGUAACAAGAAGAUAACAAGGUCUUUGACAGAUGAUUUUGAAAAGGGAAAGGAGCCCUCAGCUAAUAAGAAUGUCUUUAUCAAUUGCAUAAGCUCUGGGAAGAAUGAGGGUGAUGAUUCGGGCUUUGCAGAAGAGCGAAGCCGAUAUUCUGUCAAACAGUCCACACGAAAACUUCUCACCAAAUCUUUUUCAUCACACUACAAAUUUUCCAAACCGGUUCCAGAGAGUCAGUCAGUUUCCUCUGUGCAGCAGCCCAGGUGCUUGCUGGAAGUUAAAUCCUAUGUGGAGAGUGAACCUGUGAUGGCCAAAUUGUCUUCUCCAUGCUCGGCUGAGAUCACGGAGUGCAUGGGUAGCUCCCUGCAGUCCCCUCUGCUCUCAGCUGACCUCACGGCUGCCCAGACCCCCUCGGAUUUCGUUGCUCUGACUGAGGACUCUGUUUCAGAGGCUGAUGCCCUGCCCAGCAGUGGGCCAGGGCCACUGCUCACAGAGGAAUUUGGCCACGAUGUCUCUACCUCUCAGAUCUUCUUUAAUCCUGCUGCUGCUCCUGUGAGGGAGAGAGAGACUGUGCAAAGUGCUGGCCAUUCUGCUGGUGUAUCUCCUGUGAGUCAUGCAAGCUCGUGCAGUGUGGAAUUCAGUACCUUAUUCAAAACCUCAGUUGCUAAUCAAACAAAAGUACUGUUGAAAGCCAGUGGACUACAUAUUAAUGAUGCCAGCCACAUAGAAAAAAUUAACUCAGAAAAUGCACAUUUAGGAACCUUGACGUUACAGCAUAGUGAAGAACCAGUGACACUCUCUCCAAAGGCAUGGGGGUUGAGUGGCAGCAGAGAUGAAAGCACUCCAUGCAAGCACAUGAGAAACACAGUUCCUCUAGUGGGAUCUAACACUGUUCCAUGUUCUGAACCUCAGUCCUUUAAAAUGCAACAGGGUUAUGAAUCAAACCAUCCUAAAGUUGAUCUUGCCAGCAGCCUCAGUCCAUACAGGGAAGGCAGAUUUGUUGAGAAACGACUGAGGUCCUCUUCAGAAGGCACUGCUGGGGGCAGCCGGUUGAUCAUAAAACCAAAGGAUGGAAAUGCAGAAGAGCUUAACAGCCUAAGGAUACAGAGAGCAAGCUCGUCCUCUUCUAAAAUGAACAGCAUGGAUGUUUUGAAUAACUUGGGUUCCUGUGAGUUGGAUGAAGAUGACCUAAUGCUUGACUUGGAGUUCCUGGAAGAACAACAUCACCAGCGUUCUGUGUGCCGGGAAGACUCAUACCAGUCAAUAGUGUCAUGUGCGGCUGUAGUACUCGCCCCUGUAGAGACAACAGUGGAUACAAGGAAAAAAGAACAGAUGAUAAUGCCUGAUGUGUUCAAACAGAAUCUAUCCUUGAAGCUGUCGAAGGAGGUGGAGCAAGGAGAAGCCAGGUACCCUCGUGUCAGCCAGCUGGCUGGCAGCCCAUCUGUGGAGUGGCCUUUUGCUGGUCUGGAAGAAGGUGGAGGCAUUGAGUCUCUGCCCUUCAGAUUGAUGCUCCAAGACUGCACGGCUGUCAAGACACUGCUUCUGAAAAUGAAGAGGGUUCUUCAAGAGAGUACGGACAUGAGCCCAGCUGGCAGCACAGCCUCUCUCCCCAUUAGCCCCCUUCCUGAGGAGCCGUUGUUUUUCAAGGAUGGAAUAAAAGAUGAAUGCUCAGUGCUGAAGCUGCAGCUGAAGGAGAGAGAUGAACUCAUAGCCCAGCUUCGUGAGGAGCUGGAAAAGGCUCAGUGCUUUCAGAAAGCUCUUGCUUCCCAAGCAGACAAAUCCACUCAGACAGAACUCGUAGUCCAUGAUACUACAUAUCCAAUCAGAAUGGUGAGCCAAAAUCUCAGCACAAGGGACAGAAAGUCAGCACUUACUCCCACCGAGGACCCUUUUAGACACCCACCAGGCAACCAAGCAGCAGCGUAUGAAAGCAAGAGCUGUCAGCUGUCUAAUUUGUGUCUGAGCAGCCUCCUGAAGGAGAAGGAGAUUGUGGAAGCCAUCAAGCACACCCGAGGCUCAUACGGAAGCCUGGCCUCAGAGGCCACCCAGAACGGUUUGGCUGUCACAGCCCCCAGCUCAGCAAAGCCAGCAUACAAGGCCGACGGCUGCCCCAUGUUCUCAGGAACUCCAAAAGACCAAAGUGCUGUGCCUCGGCAGCACACCACCUUCACAGGGAGACUGGGACAGCCCCCCAGGGGACCCAUCUCUUUACACAUGUACAGCAGAAAAAACGUUUUCCUCCACCACAAUUUACACACGUCAGAGCUGCAGACUUUAGGUCAACAAGAUGGUUAACAAGGUGCUUAUUUUCUUGCCAUGGAAGGAAGGUUGAUUAAAGAGGGAUGUAAGCUCAUCUAGAGCUCUGUCUUCAGUUCUCAUCUGCUGCUACUUUCAUGUGAAAAAAAAAUAAAAUAAAAAUUUAACUUUGUCUGUAAGUUCCAUAUUUUCCCACCUUGGACUGAGGCAAAAGGAUGAACAAGAUUGUUAAAUAACUGGGCUGAUUUGUCAUGCAGAAUUCACCAUGACUUUAAUAAAUGGAACCAUUUGGCUGGCACUGCUAGUCCAAUAUUGGCUAAAUAUAUUUUACCCCUCUGUAUGUCAUUAUCAUUCCCUGAAGUUCUAGAAGAUGAUCUUUAAUGAAACCUGUAUGUUUAAUAAUAUUACUGUUAAAGUAGAUGUGAGGAAUAAAUAGAUAAGUAAUUAGUAAACCCUCUUGAAUUUCAUAGAGAUUAGGGGAAUAAGGAGUCAGAAAUCUUUAAGGACCUUCUUUUUACACAUUUCUUUUUAAUACACUGAAAUUUGGUAAUUUAGAGAGUGUUACCACUUCCUGCUGUAUUUGUUUCAUGAGUGCCUCAUUCACUCAUGGAGGCAGUGAUUGAUUUUCCUCUAACAGGCUCAUAGAAAGUUGCCAGGUAUUUGAGUCAGUAAAUUGGGCCCCAGACUGAGGAUGUCAGCUUGUUUCCUCAACCUUCCCUUCCCUCUUCACACUUCUAUUUAACUACAUUUCUCUGAGUGUUUCUGUUCUAUGAGGGCAUGUCAAAUUGUGGUGAUCUUUGUGCUUUACAGGUACUGUAGCAGUCAUGAUGCAGUGUGACAUUCUGCUGUGUAAUUCAUCCUAUAAUUUCAUUCCCCUUCCCAAACCAAAAAUGUGUGAAAGCCUAAAGUAAGAGAAAUCAUCUUAUUACCCAGGUUGAACAACCUGCAUCAGUCAUAAUUUCUGUGGGCUGUAUCAUCUGCACUUAAGGACCUGUUGGUUUACACCAGCUCAGUGGGUUUGUUAGUCUUGACAAGUUACAGACAAGCGAGAUUAAUUUAUUGCCUGGUCGCACAGGAGUAUGAAAUCAUCUGACCAUGCCACAGAACCUGGAGACCUGUCGGUUGCAGAAGAUCUGGUUUUCCCCUCUCAGAGGUAUGGGGGCUCAGUUACUCCAAAUAUGUGGCAUAUGUGAAACAUGACACUUGGUUUACAACCUCUCUGUUGCAGGGUAAUCUGUUUGAGUUGUAAUGGCACAUGCAGUUAGUAGUUUAAAAAUAAUUUGGCACAUUUAAGUAUGAUUGAGGCAGAUCUGAGACGAGUCACUUCUCUCUUUAGCUGGUGAUUAAUAAGGAAGGACAAGGGUGCAGCACAUUCUCACACACAGAAACAAGCCAUUGUGACUUAACAGAUAAGCAUAUAAUGAAAAAUAAAGCUUAUGUAGCCACUAAAAAUCUGAAACUUGUAAAAGUUAAGUCACAUAGAGUAUAUUAAAUGAAGACAAAAUUUUACCUAGUGUUAAAUGUAUCUGCUGCAUUACUUAAUAUUUGUAUUAAUAUAAGGAAAUUGUAUUAACAAGUCUUGCUUAAACUAAGGGAAAAAAUAAACCAUUAUCUUGGCAGAUAUUCUGUAAAGUAAUUUCAGAAGUCAUAAAUUUUAGGCUUCUAUUUAAUUUAUUUUAUUUUUAUUUGAGCAUUUUAUUUUUAUUAGAGCAGAAUUUAUUACACUAUCUGAUAUUGAAGAGAGCAGGUUUUGUCUAAAUAUUCUGUAGUCAUAAUUUUGGGUAUCCAGAGAUGGAUACAUAAGAACCAAGACAAACAUUUGCCAAAAUUCUUCAUGUUCAUGUGUGCAUUGCUACUGCCAAAACAGAAUGUGCAAAAAUUGCAAACACAGCUUUACCGAAUUAACUGUGGCUAUUCAAGACUCCCAGUCCUGCAUAGAAACUCAUAAUUUAAAGUCUACCAAACAAGUUAAUAAGAUAAUUUCUCUACUCAGAAUCUCUUCUUCUUCUUCUUAGCAAUAUCUUAAAGUCAUGGUAGAUUGAAAGGACAAUUAAUCCUUACUAUCAAUUCAUUUAAGUAUUGCUCAUCUCAAGAGCUGAUGUAUACAAUUCAAUUUCAGAUCUGUAAAUAAAUUAAACAGACACUGUAAUUAAGGAAGUUUUUUCUAGGGUAUAAAUGUAUUAUGUACUAUGUUAAAAAACAAAACAAAACAAACCAAUACCUUCUUCAGUUUUAGGUUAUGUACUGUAUCUAUAGUUGUUUUUUUUCCUGGGAAAAUGAACUUUCGGAUUUCACUUUAUUUAAAAAAAAUAAUCUAUGAACUUCAAAAAUAGCAUUUCAGAUGUUACUAUUUUCUUGGAGAAUCUUUUAUAGAGCUGAAACUUUAAAAAACUGGAAAAAAACAGUUCAACAAAAGUGAGGGAUAUUUUUUAAGUGUCAUCUUGAAGCUGUUUUGUAUCAGUUUUUCAGCAUUGCUAUGUUAUUUGUAAUGCUAAGUGUAAAUCUCACCCAGAGAAGGGUAUUAGCCACAUGUUAAUGUACAGUGCAGCAGUAACUGUAAAAGAGGUCCUUUCUUUGGUCCUCUUGUGUAUAUAGGAAAUCAAAAAGCAACAGCAUUUGGACAUUCUUACAGUGAAUUGAAUCCUUUGUAAAAAAUCUCUAGUUUUUUAAGAGUUCCAUGUGCAAAAUGAUUUAUACAUUUCUCCAAGGCUGUACAUAUCCAAAGACAUGACACCAGGGGGAAAAGGCAUUUAUUAUUUUUAUCCAUGGAUAUACCUAUCUUCCUUUCUUUCUUUUUUUUUUUUUUCUCUUUCUGUACAACAAGGUGUAACUGCAAAGUUUCUGCUUAAAAUUACUUGUUAGUUCCAUGUCUUUCAGUGUGAGAGAGGGCAUUUUAAGGAGGAGGAAAUCCCUGAAGAAAAACUGUUUCCACUUGCAACAGUGUCUGUCCCACUUCCUUAUAACAGUCACUUGGCAAAAGAAACUAAAGAUCUGUGCCCUAAAUAUUUUUUUUAAUAAUUUACCAGAAUCACACCUGAAAUGUGUUUGUCAUCAUCUUUAGACUUCCUCUGACUAGGACAUGUUCAUAAGAUACAAUAAAUGUGACGGCCAGCCCUGGUCAUAAGUUCUUGAGGUGUAAGGAAAACAUUUGUCCAAUACUGUUUUUAUGUUUGACUUUCAGAGCAGUGGAAAGGGUUUUUUUGUAUACCUUGUGCAUGUAGAUGAAGCUCAAGCUGUGUGCUUGUGCGUACUGGAAAAAGAAACCUUGCUACAAAGCUCUCCUCUAUUUAGACUAUUUAGCAGAUUCUGAAAGCAUCCAGCAACAUAAAUUUCUGUCACCUUUCCAGGCAUGCCAGCCCUCUGUAUGUAAAAUGAAACAGCCAGAAUAGAUGCCUUUACUUCAGUCCAUGCUCUAACUGUUUUUUGUUCCACACACCUCCACAUAAAUGUUAGAAGGGCUUUCCUUAUGUGGCUUUUUUUCUGGAAACUGUGAAAGGGUGUAUAUCCAGAGUAAGAUGCUCAAAUGAUGUUUAGAUAAGCAUUUGAAAGCUUACCAAAAUGUUCAUGUUUGUCCUACAGGUUCAUUCCAGUCAUUACAGGUUCAUUGCCAAUAAAAAUUGGUGGUUUUCUUUUUCCAAAAAGCCAGUUUGGGAGUAAUGAUUUCUGUCUAUGCUGAUUCACUUUAUACUGUUAAAUACACAGUAUACUUUUCGCACUAAUAAAAGUAAGGUGUUUGCAAAUCAGUACUGUACUUUACAUGCCCUGAGAGUUGUUCACUAUCUCCACUGGUUUGAUUGGUAUGACACUGACUUCCAUUAGGUUCUACCAAGUUAAGUCACUGAUAAUUGGGAUUGUGGCCUUUAAUCCAUCUAGUCUCAGUUUAUGCACAGGAGAUCUCUAAAUCUGAAAAUCUUUCCUGGUUCACAAAAAAGACAAGAAAAUAUUUAAUCUAAAAAAAACAUCAGAUCAUGAUCUAUGGUGAAUGCACUUCUUUUUCCCCUUCACAUUCAAAAGCAAAAAAACCCUGCAAACCCCUUUGUACAUCUACACAGUCCACUAAUGAAUUAGAUAGAGUAACAUCUAACAAAAUGCAAAAUCUUGAAAUAAAUACCUGGAGAAAAAAAUACAGGGGAGUCUUCUCACAGAUGUUUGUCAAUUUGGCAAGUUUGUCAAGAUAUUGGGAACUUCUGUAUAUGAGUGGAGUAAUGAAAUAUGUUCUAUGGCCUCUACUACUGUCACUCCAAUGAUUUUUUGGACGGAGAGUUUGCUGUUUAAAGUUUGCUCUAGACAAAGCAGGGACUACAGUGUGAGAAAUUAUAUUUAAAGUGUCCAUGGAGGUCUUCUCCCAGCUGGAAGAAACACACAACAUUCUUUCCAGGAUGUAUUUUAGUGUUCUUCAGCCAGCAAGAAGCUGACAGCGAUUCCUCAGGAGAACAGUCUCAAAUCAUGCAGACAACUGUCUUUAAGUGGAAUUUACUUUAAAAUAUCCCAUAUAAGGCUCUUCUAAAAUUAUAUGGAAAUUUCAGCAACUGCAGAACACACCUUGCUAGGUUAUUGUUUUUUUUUUUGUUGUUGUUGUUGUUGUUGUUGUUUUUGAGAUAAAAAGGCCAUGUGCUGGUUUUAACCUUGUAAGUUCUGUUUGGAACUUGUUUGCUCACUGGUGAUCUACCUAGGAUGUGAGAGUUUAUCCACUGUAAUGGAUAUAAUUCCAACUCCUCAAAGUAUAAAGACAUUGGAUAUGUCCUCCUCCCUGAGGGGCUUGACAUUUGCAAUGUAUUUUCAAUGUAGAAGAACUAUCUGGAUUUAAUUAUCUUUCUUCAAGGAUCUUUAGUUGUUGCAAAGUCAGUAGAAAAAAAACUUACUUAUUGAAGUAUUUUGGAAAGAUUUUGUGGUUAAUUUUUAUUUUAAAAUACACUUAAAAUUUAUCUCUCUGUAUCUAAAGACAAGAAAAUAAAAAAGGAAAAGAAAAACUUUUAUCAGCGUAUGUUUCCCGUAAAUCUGUGAUUCUCACUAGCCACAGCUGUCACUUGCAUUCCAUACAGCUGUGAAAUAUUUUGGAUUUGUUGUUUUUGUUUCCUUCAUUAACUGGAAGUCAUUACCUCUGGUUCUGGGGUUUUGUUUGCUAUCAAUCCAGUACUUGAAACACACAGGGAGGGCUGUUGUGGAGGUGGUAAAUAUCACCUCUGUUUGGUUUCUACAUCCACGUAGAGGUUGUUGAACAGAAAAUACUCCACUGAGAAGAUUUUUCUAGUGGGCAAAUACUGUCUCCUUAUAUUCUUAUCAUGAUCCUUUCUGUCUCUCUGGAUUUCAGGAACAUUUCCCUUAGGUAUGGAGUUACAAUGACUCUGUGAGACAGGCUGCACCACAGUGUUGUUUCUGCUAUGAGAAGGCUCCACUGGAUUUUUUUUUUUAUUAUUUUAUUUAAAAUAUCUCAUUCUUAAAAUAUUUUAAUAUUUUCCCCCAGAACUGCUGUGCUGCUGGGGUAGUGCAUUCACAGAAAAUAUCCCUUGCCCAUCUGGGUAGGCUGCUGGUCACAGCUGAUUUACAUCUACUCAACAAUUGUCAGACUUAUUUAGGCACCUACAUAGACAAAUACAUUGCCAGGUUUGACUCUGCUUUUUGUCUCAUUGAAAAGGCCCUAAUAAUGUAGUUUUACAAUGCAUAUGGGUAUCAACAGUAGUAGUAGAAUUUUAACUUAUUUUAAUUUUCUAUUUUAUGUCAAUGCACUUUAUAUAAUGGUUUCAUAUGAAUUACACAAGGAAUUUUAUUUUUUUCUAACCUGAACUUGAUUUCAACAGGGUUCAGAAUUCUCUACUUAAAUUUAAGCAUGUAAGCAAUCCCAUAAAAUUGUCAAAUCCCUCUUCUUUAAAAAGCUAACACCCAAAUUAAUAUUUUUUUCUGACAUUAACAAUAUCAUUCAUGUUUAUUGUUUGAGCGGUAUCAUGCAUAAAAAGUAUUUUUACUUAUAUCUAAAUAUAACUACUUUUCAAACACUCCACAUAAGUAGAAAAGUCAAGAAACAGCCUUCAUACUAAAGUUACUCAUACAGCUAUACCAUUAGGGUUUUUUUGCCAAAAUAUUAUUUUAUUUUUAAAGAAAAUCUGUUUGUUUUCCAUGAUUAAGAAUGAAAAAAAAUCUUUUAGUACAUGCUCUUCAGAAUAUUUGGAGAGAUGACCAAUAUUGCCAGGAGAAUAUAAGCAAUCAAAGUCCUUAAUCAGUGAUGCAUCUGAUGUGUUUUAAGCAAGAGGAUCAACAGGAUAUAAAAAAAAUCUGUGUAGGAGGAGAACAGAUGUUUUGUUGCUCAGAAAAGUCUAAUGGAAGGGUGAAGGCUGACAGAUUAAUAGCUCUUUUUCUGUUCCAGGGCUGGUGGUGCAGCCAUUUGCUGUGAAAUAACACUGAAGUAGUAUAUUUAUGAAGUAAAUGUAUUGGAAUAACAAGAAAUGAGAUAAAAUGGUUGUGUAACACUCCAAAGUAUGGCUGAGGGUACUUCUAUAAUUUGAUCAAACAGCAUCUGAGUGAAUUGACAUCCUUUUAUUACCAGGGUAUUAUCUUUAUCUGAAGGAUAAGUGUAAGUGGAACAGUACAAUUUACAUUGUAACAUAGAAACAAUUCAGACAAAAAGAAUAAAUUAACAUAUUCUAUCUCCAAAGUCUUCCACUUUGUACAGUCUUCUCUAACUAUCUGGGGCAGUUUUAUGUAAUUUUAUUUCAUGCAGCUGUGGUAAUGCCCUUAUGUUGGGCAACAAGGAGAAAACAUUGAAGAGAGUCAUGACCAUGACCCUACAUCAAGAGCUGCACUUGGUUAACAGGGUCACAGUUUUGGUUCUCCUUUCCAAUAAGGAAUAAGGGAUCUUGUGAGAAAACCUUUAUAUAAACAUCCCCACAAGCAGCUUUGCCUAUGUGAAUUUUAAACUGGUUUUUGGAAAAUUAAAACUUUAAUUUUAAAAAUUGAUUAAAAUUCUGUCUAUUUUUGAAAAUAUGUUAUUUAAUACUGCUGAGGGCAAUUAGAGAGUUUUGGGCAUUUUUCUGUAAACAAAAGCUUCUGUUUCAUGUAUUAAAAUUGGAAAUUUUAUCUCAUCAUUUCUACUACUGACCAAUAUAAAAAUUGAAUAGCUAAUAAGACACUGAAUUUUCUAUUCUGUGCUACUAAAUAUCCAUUUAAUUUUAAUGACAGUACACAGCAAGGCUAUUUGUUAUAUAGUUCUGAUUUUUUUUUUAAAUAUAAUUGGCAAUACUGUAGAGAUUACUUAAAUUAGAGACUUUAAAAGAACAACACAGAUGGGAAAACAUUAACUUGAAGGUCAAGUAUAAGUAAUGCACUGUUGAAGAGUGUGGAAGAAUAAAGUUCUGUGGGAGACAAAGUAAAGCUUUUUCACUGAACACACUCCAGUCAGUCCAGGAUCACUUUGCUGAUUUAGAUGGUAACAAGGAAAGAAAUGAGAAUAUUUUUGCUAAAAGAUAACAUACUUAAAAAUCAACUUGAAACAGAAUUUGAAAUAGUGAAGGUAUUUGCCUCAAGGUAUGGUCUGAAAAGAGAACUGUAAAAUGUAUCUAAAUUCUGAUUAAACAAAUUCAUUAGUGAUUUUAAUGGUUUUACUCUACAAAGCCAUGAAUUGUUUAAACUCAUUCUUAUGUAACAGGCAAAUACUUUGUAAUAUUUAAGAAUUGCCAAGGCGUAACCCUAACCUUUGACUUUUGCGCUACACAUCCUCUGAUUUUAUUUUCUGCUUUUUUUUAAAUUAUUUUGAGGUUUUGUAACUCCUGUGCAGUAAGAAUCUGAUUGUUUCAAAUUCAGUCAUUUUGCACUGACUAAAAACAGAUAUGUAGCCUUUAGGUGAAAACACUGUUGAUUUUUAAAAUCAGAUUAUUGAGUAAAUAAUUUUUGCAGAUUACUCUGAUGAGUUAUGACAGUUUGUAAAACAAUUCUGUGGGAUUGUAUUGGUAUUAUUUAAUUGUCGUUUGUUUGUUCCUGGUUUUGGUUGGCAUUAUUUUUCCUUCUAUGUUUAUGGAAAGAAAUAUUAUUUUUGAAUAUUUGUACAGACUUUUAACUUUAAACCUUAUUGUAAAGGUUCACAUUCAUAUAUUUCCAUAUUUGAAAUUAACAUAAAGGGCUCUGACAGUUUUUUUCUUUUCAUGCUGCUGAAAUAUUAUUUCCUAAUAAAAAUACUGUGUUCCAAGAUGA
Lonchura striata (white-rumped munia) is the source of this 11069-nucleotide messenger RNA. It is a transcript of the gene CCSER1, whose product is annotated as coiled-coil serine rich protein 1. Lineage: Eukaryota; Metazoa; Chordata; Aves; Passeriformes; Estrildidae. The record is from RefSeq and is a predicted model, not a curated record.